GGAUCCGUACUCGCAUCCUGGCGUUUGCCUACAGGAAGAUGGCGGCGGUCUCAAUGUCAGUGUCGCUGAGACAGGCGAUGUUGGGGCGAAGGGCAAUGGCUACAGCUGCCGUUUCCGUCUGUAGAGUUCCAUCCAGGUUGUUGAGCACAUCCACUUGGAAGCUGGCAGACAACCAGACUCGGGACACACAGCUUAUAACAGUUGAUGAGAAACUGGAUAUCACAACUUUAACUGGUGUUCCAGAAGAGCACAUCAAAACCAGAAAGGUCAGAAUCUUUGUUCCUGCUCGCAAUAACAUGCAGUCUGGAGUAAAUAACACAAAGAAAUGGAAGAUGGAGUUUGAUACCAGAGAGAGAUGGGAAAAUCCUUUGAUGGGUUGGGCAUCAACCGCUGACCCCCUCUCCAACAUGGUUCUGACCUUCAGUGCCAAAGAAGAUGCAAUUGCCUUUGCAGAAAAAAACGGAUGGAGCUAUGAUGUGGAAGAGAAGAAGGUUCCGAAACCCAAGUCCAAGUCUUAUGGUGCAAACUUUUCUUGGAACAAAAGAACAAGAGUGUCUACAAAAUAGGUUGGAGCUGGCUACAUCUCUGCUUGACUGUGACUGAAGUGUCAGCUGUGCACUAUUUAUAGUCCAUGGAUAAUGCACCUCUUAAUCUCCUAAUAAAUGUGACCUUUAAACUACAGGUACACUUGGCAGUUUCUAUUUUAAGUGUUUUUGAUGUCUUACAUUGAACAUAUUACAGUUCCCUGCACAGACAGAUUUGAGACAUUCACCGCUCUACGAAAUCAGAGCACUUAGAGUUUACCAAUGUGAGUGCCUGGAAUCAGCUGCAGCCUAGGUGGUUUCUGGUUGCUUUUUAUAGCCACUCAAGUCAAUGCCAUGCAUAAACUCCAAGCCAUCCUUACUAAACCACUCUCAGGGAAAUUCUUUUGUCAUGGGUAGAAAAGGACAUGGCUGUACUACAACCCAAUGACUCUCAACUUAAUUCCCUUAUAGCCAACGAUUUCCUGUCUGACUGGAGAUUUGUAUUUCCUCGGUGUUUAUGAACAGAAAAGGAUUUAUCUGUACAAGUUAAGCCCGUUCUUCCCCGUCCCAUGCUCCCAAAAAUAAGGCUCAGUCUCAAUAUAUAUUUACAGAUACCUUGGCCAUAUUGCUAGGCUUUUCUCUGACUAGACCAUAGCUUAAAUCAUCCCAUUUAUUCUAAUCUACAUUCUGCCAUGUGGCUGAUUACUUGUGCUCAGGUACCAUAUGUCUGUUUCCUCACCUCUUCCUGGGAGAAUCUUCCUUGCCUGGCUUUAUCCCAGAAUUCUUUCUGCCUCCCAGAUGUCCACCUUCUAGUCCACCUUUUCCUAUAGGCCAUAGGCUUUUUAAUUGACAAGUGAUGCAUCCGUACAACACAUAAAAUAUUCUCUCUACAGUUGUCCAUACCAGUUCUGCCUUAUGCAUCUGCUGAUUGUGAGAACUUCCAAUGGAGAUCUUUUAUUCUUAGGAAAUAAGUUCAAUACAAAAUAAAAACAAGUGUUUGGAGACCUUUA
Molecule: messenger RNA, 1534 nt
Organism: Mus musculus (house mouse)
Lineage: Eukaryota; Metazoa; Chordata; Mammalia; Rodentia; Muridae
Gene: Ndufs4
Product: NADH:ubiquinone oxidoreductase core subunit S4
Exons: 5
Coding region: 39-566 (175 amino acids)
Biological process (GO): electron transport chain; reactive oxygen species metabolic process; proton transmembrane transport
Cellular component (GO): mitochondrial inner membrane; respiratory chain complex I
Source: RefSeq, marked validated